Gracilinanus agilis (Agile Gracile Mouse Opossum) is the source of this 761-nucleotide messenger RNA. RefSeq names its product cationic trypsin-3-like. The record is from RefSeq and is a predicted model, not a curated record. The coding region runs from base 1 to 744 and encodes 247 amino acids. Lineage: Eukaryota; Metazoa; Chordata; Mammalia; Didelphimorphia; Didelphidae. Gene Ontology annotation, biological process: proteolysis. The transcript is spliced from 5 exons. Gene Ontology annotation, molecular function: serine-type endopeptidase activity.
AUGAAGUCCCUGCUCUUUCUAGCCUUUGUAGGAGAAGCUGUUGCUGUCUUCCUUGAUGAUGAGGACAAAAUUGUUGGAGGAUACACCUGUGAGAAGUCCCUCCCCUACCAGGUGUCCCUAAAUGGGGGCUACCACAUCUGUGGUGGCUCCCUCAUCGAUGAAGACUGGGUUCUGUCUGCUGCCCACUGCUAUUCCCACCAGAGCUUCCAAGUGAGACUGGGAGAGAACAACAUCAGAAACAUCGAAGGAAAUGAACAGUUUGUCGAUGUGGCCAAGAUCAUCUUACAUCCAGGCUUCAACAUGAACACCCUGGACAACGACAUCAUGCUGAUCAAACUGAAAACACCUGCCAUUCUCAAUGACCGAGUUGCUACUAUUUCCUUGCCCAAAUCCCGUGCAUUUCAGGGCACAGAAUGUCUCGUCUCAGGUUGGGGCAACACCUUGAAUCUUAAUGUUAAGUACCCUGAUGUGCUGCAGUGUUUGAGGGCCCCAAUCCUAUCUGAUGCUAUAUGCCAGGCUGCCUACCCUGAAAAGAUCACUGAAAACAUGAUCUGUGCUGGCUUCCUAGAGGGAGGCAAAGAUUCUUGCAAGGGAGACUCAGGUGGCCCUCUGGUUUGUAACAGAGAACUCCAGGGUAUUGUCUCCUGGGGCGUUGGCUGUGCUGCAAAGAAAAAACCUGGUAUAUAUACCAAGGUCUUCAAUUAUGUGGACUGGAUCAAAGAGACAAUUGCUGCCAACAGCUGAAGACACCAGAAACCUCC